AUGAUCAGCCCAGACCCCAGGCCCUCCCCUGGCUUGGCCCAGUGGGCUGAGAGCUAUGAGGCCAAGUGUGAGCGCCGGCAGGAGACCCGUGAAAGCCGCCGCUGUCGCCCCAACAUGACCACCUGCCGCCAGGUGGGGAAGGCACUGAGGAUCCAGCAGAGAGAGCAGCUCCAGAGAGCUCGACAGCAGCAGUUCUUCAGGAGAAGGAACCUGGAGCUGGAGGAGAAAGGCAAGGCAUGGCAUCCCCAGGCCAGGGAACAAGGUCUCUCCAGGAGGCCAGGCCAGGAGACUGUCCUCAAGGAGCCCUUGUCUUGUGCCAACAGGAUCUCUUCCCUUGGAUGGCAGGUGGCAGGGGCCAGAUCUGAGGUCUCUCCAACCCAGAAUCCUCCCUCAGGCAUCCAGAUGCACCUGGCUGACCACCUCUCCUCACAGGCUGGGGGCCCGCCACCACAGGACUCUCCCAUCAAGAAGCCACCCACACACCACCGUGGCACUCAGACAAAGACAGAAGAAACACAGCCAACAAUCAAGAACGAUGCCAGCCAACAAACCAAUUAUGGAGUUACAGUUCUGGAUAAGGAAAUAAUCCAGCUUUCCGAGUACCUUAAAGAGGCCCUACAAAGGGAACUUAUCCUAAAACAGAAGAUGGUGAUUCUCCAAGACCUGCUGUCCACCCUGAUACGGGCCUCUGACAGCUCUUGGAAGGGACAACUUAAUGAAGAUAAACUGAAGGGAAAACUGAGAUCCUUAGAAAACCAGCUGUACACCUGUACCCAGAAAUACUCCCCUUGGGGAAUGAAAAAGGUGCUACUGGAGAUGGAAGACCAGAAGAAUAAUUAUGAGCAGAAGGCCAAGGAGUCACUACAGAAGGUGCUGGAGGAGAAAAUGAGUGCAGAGCAGCAACUGCAGAGCACGCAGCGGUCCCUGGUCCUAGCAGAGCAGAAGUGUGAAGAGUGGAGGAGCCAGUACGAGGCUCUGAAGGAAGACUGGAGGACUCUAGGGACCCAGCACAGAGAGCUGGAGAGUCAACUCCAUGUGCUUCAGUCCAAACUGCAGGGAGCGGACAGCAGAGACUUACAGAUGAACCAGGCCCUGCGACUUUUGGAGAAUGAGCACCAGGAACUGCAGGCCAAGAUUGAACAACUACAAGGGGACAAAGACCUGUGCAGUUCAGAUACCCAGGACCUACAAGAUCAACUGAAGAGGUCAGAGGAGCAGAAACUCGCCCUGGUGGCCAAAGUACAGCAGUUGCACAGUCUGCUUCAGAAUCAAUCCUUACAACUUCAAGAACAGGAAAAACUCUUAACAAAGAAAGAUAAGGCUUUGCCUGUGUGGAGUCCAAAGCCCUCCCUUAAUGAAGAGGAGCCUGAGGGUACAGGGAAGGAGAAAGACUGGGAUCUCAGAGACCAGCUGCAAAAGAAGACUUUGCAGCUCCAGACCAAGGAAAAGGAGUGCAGAGAACUGCAUUCAGAGUUAGACAACCUCAGUGACGAGUAUCUCUCCUGCCUGCGUAAGCUGCAGCACUGUCGAGAAGAGCUGAAGCAGAGCCUACAGCCGCCUCCCAGAAGGCAAUGUGGCCGAUGGCUCCCGAUGCUGAUGGUGGUGAUUGCUACAGCACUGGCAGUGUUCCUGGCCAACAAAGACAACCUGAUGAUCUGA
Molecule: messenger RNA, 1659 nt
Organism: Cynocephalus volans (Philippine flying lemur)
Lineage: Eukaryota; Metazoa; Chordata; Mammalia; Dermoptera; Cynocephalidae
Gene: TRAF3IP3
Product: TRAF3 interacting protein 3
Exons: 15
Coding region: 1-1659 (552 amino acids)
Source: RefSeq, a predicted model, not a curated record